AUGACUUAUUUUUUAAUUGGUGAUUCAAUAACAUUGACAUUAUUGAUUGUACUCAUAUUUAUCUUUGCUUAUUAUGUGUGGGUAAUCUACGACUCAUUUAUUAGUUCAAAAUGGAAAUUUAAUGACCUGAAUUUUAGUUACAAUCUGCGUACAAACAAUAUAUUUCGUCGCCUUGGAAUGCCUGGUCCAGCACCUAUUCCAAUACUCGUUUUUUCACAUCGAUUAGCUCGUCAUUUGAGUGAGAAAGGUUAUUCAAUGGUACCCAGAGAUACUAUGAACUAUUUCACACAAUUAUUUAAUCAAAUAUUAGCACGACGUCGACAAUAUUUAGAAAGACGAAAUGAUUUUAUUCAAAUGAUGAUUGAUCAUGAAGAAGAAGUCAAACAUGAAGAACAAGUCGAGAAGCAAGAACGACAAUCCGAAAUAGUUAAAAAGACUUUGAAUGAUAAAGAAAUACUUGGUCAAGCUCUAGUUUUCUUGGUUGCUGGUUAUGAAACAACAAGUGUAUUAAUAUCAUUCUUUUUCUAUGUCAUGGCAACAGAACCAGUGAUUCAAGAAAAAGUUUAUAAUGAAAUUCGUCAAGAACUUGGAGAUGUACGUGAUAUUCGUGCUAGAGAAGAUCAACUUCAAUAUUUGGAUAUGGUUAUUAAUGAAACACUUCGAAUGUAUCCACCGUUUACUAGAUUUGAGCGAGUCGCCUCGAACAAUUAUCAACUUGGUAAUUAUGACAUACCGAAAGGUACUAUUAUAAGCGUACCCGUUUAUCCCAUCCAUCAUGAUCCUAAUGUUUGGCCUGAACCGGAAAAAUUCAAACCUGAAAGAUUCUUACCGACAGAAAAAGCUAAACGACAUCCAAUGACAUAUCUUCCAUUUGGUGAUGGACCACGAAAUUGUAUUGGCAUGCGAUUUGCACUGUUAGAAGCUAAACUUGCAAUUGUCAAAGCAUUACGUCUAGUUGAAAUCCAGAAAUGUGACAAGACUGAAGUACGUAAUGAUCAUUUUACCAUUGACUAUGUAAUUAUUAGUUGA
Molecule: messenger RNA, 1029 nt
Organism: Rotaria sp. Silwood1
Lineage: Eukaryota; Metazoa; Rotifera; Eurotatoria; Philodinida; Philodinidae
Source: the annotation of a GenBank genome assembly